Messenger RNA from Lycium barbarum (goji berry), 1593 nucleotides. RefSeq names its product RNA pseudouridine synthase 2, chloroplastic. Bases 127 to 1413 code for a protein of 428 amino acids. The record is from RefSeq and is a predicted model, not a curated record. The transcript has 8 exons. Gene Ontology annotation, molecular function: RNA binding; pseudouridine synthase activity. Gene Ontology annotation, biological process: pseudouridine synthesis. NCBI's taxonomy places the organism in Eukaryota, Viridiplantae, Streptophyta, Magnoliopsida, Solanales, Solanaceae.
CAUACUUAAGGGACGAAUUUGAAGUUAUCUUCAAACAUAAGGGACCAUUUAUGUCAUUUUCUCUCAUAUCUCCAGUUCUGAAAAGACUACUGUUUCUCCAAGAAUCUAAAAUCGGGAGCAUCAGCAAUGCUAGCACUAAACCCAACAUCAAUCUUUGUGUUCCCACAACAAAACCCAAAACCAUUUUCAUUUAAUAGGGUUUCAAAAUUCAUUUCCAGAGCAAUUUCAAGAUUCCCCGGGGAUUCCGAUUCCGACGACUCACCGGAAGAAGUUCCCGUCCACCGGCGGUCCAAUUACUCCGGUGUAAAGCUUGAAGAAACAGUAGAUGUUAAGACUGUAAAGCUAAGACUAGAUUCUUGGGUUAGUUCUCGCAUUAAUGGUGUUAGUAGAGCUCGUGUUCAGUCAAGUAUAAGAGCCGGCCUUGUUUCCGUCAAUGGACACGUCACUGAUAAGGUCUCACAGAUGGUAAAAGGUGGGGAUAAGGUUAAUUGUACAAUAUCUGAUUUGAAGCCUUUAAGAGCUGAACCAGAGGAUAUUCCAUUAGAUAUAGUGUAUGAAGAUGAACAUGUGCUUGUUGUUAACAAGCCUGCUCACAUGGUAGUUCAUCCUGCACCAGGAAAUGCUACUGGAACGCUUGUAAGCGGAAUUCUUCACCACUGCAGUCUUCCCACUCUUUCAUUUCCGGGUGAGGAAGUGCUUUCUGAUGUGGAGGAUGCUUCUGAUGAUGAGUUGAACCUGUCUUCUGUUAUGCGUGAGUCAGCUGUUCGGCCAGGAAUUGUGCAUAGGUUAGACAAAGGAACAAGUGGAUUGCUUGUUGUAGCGAAGAACGAGCAUUCUCUUGCCGAUCUAGCUGAGCAGUUUAAGAAACAUACCAUAAAGAGAGUAUAUGUUAGCAUUACUUGUGGGGUACCAACAUCAGUUUCAGGACAUGUUGAUGUUCCUAUUGGUCGUGAUUCUAAUAACAGAAUCCGUAUGGCUGCUAUUCCUGGAACACCUAAAAGUGGAAAAUCCCGUCAUGCUGUCAGUAGGUAUAAAGUAAUUGAAAAACUUGCUGGGGGUGGCUCCACAUUGGUUGAAUGGAGGUUAGAAACCGGGCGGACUCAUCAGAUACGUGCUCAUGCGAAGUACCUAGGUAUACCUCUCAUGGGUGAUGACGUUUAUGGAGGUACUAAGGACAUGGCUCUUUCGCUUCUUCAGCCUAAAACACCACCAAGGAUUCAUAGGAAACUUUCGGAAUUGGUUUCUCGUAUCGAAAGACCUUGCCUCCAUGCUUUAACCCUCGGAUUUAGGCAUCCAUACACAGGCGAGAAUAUACACUUCACGCGGUUGCCUCCUCCUGAUUUUGCUGAGAUUUUAACGGAGCUACGUGCCAUUAGCACUGAGAAGGUAAAAGGAGCAGCAGAUCGUCUUUGAUACAAUCAACAAAUGUGCAUACGCAGACAUAUCAAACACAGUUUUGAUAAUAAUACUGUAAUAGAUAGCUAUCAUGAGUUUAUUCUUUUUCUGGUUAUAGUUGGAUUACUCUCCUAUGAUGUAAAGAGAGGAAUUUCGAUUAUCUUCUAUUAAAAGUCAAAUGUACGCUUUAAAAAGCAA